AUGUCAUCUAGGUUCUCUGCCGCGCGCCCGAAGCGCGCUGGCGAGGCAUUCGCCCGUACCCAUCAUGGCGAGCGAGAAGAAGCCGAUGGUGGGCCGUCUUCCAAAAAAGUCAAGUUCGACGUGCGCAACCCUUCCGCGCUCGCCCCCGAUGCCCGCGAGGAUGACGACGUGCUAGACGCAGACGUGAUUGGCGUAGGGAGCGGCGCAGCGACCAAGCGCGGUGCCGUCAACAUCGAUGGCUAUGACAGCGACUCCGACAACGAGGCAUUCUACGCGCGCGCGGAGGCGCGCAAGGGCCAAGGGAAGAAGGGUAAGGCCGGGGGCGAUGAGGAUGUGAAUGUUGAUCUCGCCGAACAAUUAGACAAUUACGAUAAGAACCUCAAGUCAGGCGGACAGAAUGGUGCGGCAGUGGCAGUGGCAGAAGACGAAGACGAUGACAUGUUCGCCGAUCCGCACGAUGCCGAGGCUGAGAACGGAGACCCUGCCGCGCCGGACACCACCUCAAGAGGGAAGAAAGGAAAAGAAGUGCACUUCAUGGAUGCUGAUGACAUUGAGGGUCAGGAAGCAAACAGCAAGGGCGGCGGUCAUGUCCACAUCAACGACGAGGUUAGCAGCGAUGACGAAGAGGACGUGGAACUUGCCAUACAAGAAGAAGGGCUGGACGAGGAAAUCGGUGCAGGCGGCCUCAAGCGUAAUGCACCGAAGAUAGACGCCUUCAAUAUGAAACAGGAGCAAGAAGAGGGUGGGUUUGAUGAGGCAGGAAACUUCAUCAGAAAAGCUGUCGAUCCAGACGCCGUCCACGACAGGUGGCUCGAGGGCGUCAGCAAAAAGGAGAUGAGGAAGGCUGCCGCCGCCCAUGAGAAGCGCGAGGCAGAGUUGAGACAACAACGGAAAGAAGACGACAGCAUCAUUACAGCAGACCUAUUGAAAGCAUUAGUACUACGGCUUGAAAAGGGCGAGACCGCCCUCGAAGCCCUAGCCAGACUUGGAAAAGGCCAAACAAAGCCCAAAAAGGUUCCAAAAUGGAAGCUGAAAAAGCAAAAGAAUGGUGCCGAUGCCAUGGAUGUGGAUAAGGAGAAAGAGACAGAAGACCCUGAGCAGGUCAGAAUCAAGGAGGCCAUCAAUGCAAUCACAGAGGCGGCAGAUAAACUGCUUGGACGAGACUACCCGGAAAUAUACGAUACCGAAAGGGAAUUGCUCAUACGGGAGCAUCAAAACGAAACCGGGGAGCGUUGGGUAGAGCCUCCCAAGUCUGAGGUCCCUAUUGACGCCACCCCAGCGGCCAAAAUGUGGGAAUUCCGUUGGAUAGAUGGCCGAGACGACGCUGCACUGCAAGGACCCUACGAUGGUCCAACAAUGGAUGCAUGGCAGAAAGCAGGCUAUUUCACGGAGGGCGUCGAGUUUCGGCCAGCUGGCGAUGAAGCGGGCUGGACGAGGGUUGCAGACUUUGUGUAA
Phaeoacremonium minimum UCRPA7 is the source of this 1455-nucleotide messenger RNA. RefSeq names its product putative lin1 family protein. Gene Ontology annotation, molecular function: protein binding. The transcript has a single exon. Gene Ontology annotation, cellular component: U5 snRNP. NCBI's taxonomy places the organism in Eukaryota, Fungi, Ascomycota, Sordariomycetes, Togniniales, Togniniaceae. Bases 1 to 1455 code for a protein of 484 amino acids. The record is from RefSeq and is a predicted model, not a curated record.